AUGGCUACUGCAGCGCCGGAUAUACCAGGCAUUCCGGACAAGGAGCCUAUGCCUGCCAUGUCUCCGCAGGACGAGUCGCAAUCCCUGCGAACAUGGUUGGCAGAGGAGCUGGCAAGGCAGAAUAUCGCCAUCUGCCAGCACUUGGACAAGGUCUUGGAGAAGCAAGCGAAGAGCCAACAGAGUGCGAUGGAAGCGCUCACAGCGAAGUUUAGCACGGCUCACAGCGAUCUCCGAAUGGCUGGUUUGGCUUUUGCGCCACCUCCUGAUGCAAAGCUAGUGGUACCAUCAGGGAUGAAUGAGCCCCCGCCAGUGCCGAACUCUACGUCCAGAAGAAGCAACUCUUCAGACACAUCCAGCCUGGGUACCGCAUCCACGGAAAGCCGGGAGGUGUCUGGCGAGAACCGACGCCCAUCAAGGAUGGAAAAGGCAUGGCAGGAGGCUCAGGAAAAGGACAAGAAGGAAAAAAUGGAUCCUGCUCUGGGCAACACCUACAGCAGGCUGGUCACCCGGGUCGAAAUCGACUUCAAAGAGUCGGUGGUGGACUCCGUGGUUAGUUUUUUGGUAGUCCUCUAUACCUUCAUCCUUCUCCUCCAGACUCAGUGGAGAGGUUCCCAGGCCGCCGUAAUCCUGGGCCUCCAAGCGCCAGACUCAGAGUCUUGGCCUGGCGCAGAGAUGGCCUUCUUUAUAGUUGAUCACGUGUUCAACGCGAUCUUCGUGCUGGAGAUUGCGUGGCGCCUGUACACGCACAAGCUUCAAUUUCUUUGUGACAUAUUUGGUGUGUUCGACGUGCUCGUCGUCAUUGCCACGAGUAUCGAUGUCUACGUGCUGCAGCCCUUUGACGCUGGCUAUGCGCAAAACUUCGCCGUCGGGCGACUGACUCGCAUCUUCCGCCUGAUGCGAAUCUUCAGGGUUCUUCGAGUCAUGCGCUUCGCCAAGAAUCUGCAGCAGCUCCGGCUGCUUGGAGACGUCCUCUCCAAAUGCCUCAGCCCCUUGAUGUGGGCACUGUUGGUACUUGGGAUCAUCAUGGUUGGCACGGGUGUCCUGAUGUCGCAGCUGCUUGUUGAGCAUGUCCUCGACACUACAGCAGACGAAGAACACCGGAUGUGGGUCUACAACUACUACGGCAACGCGCUGAAAGCCACGUACUCCGUUUUCGAGGCGACCUUCUCGGGCUCCUGGCCUUUGUUGGCGCGGCCUUUGAUCCAUGAAGUGAGCGAGUGGUUUUGCGUUUUCUGGAUUGCGUAUCAAGUCGUCAUUGGUUUCGCCGUGAUGCGCGUCAUUGGCGCCUUGUUCCUUAACGAGACGAUUCGCGCUGCCAACUCGGAUGGCGAGGCGGAGGUACUCCGAAAAAUGAAGGAGAAGGAAGCCUUCAGCCAGAAGGUCUACCAAUUCUUCACCGCUGCCGACGCAUCAGGCGACGGGCGGCUCUCCUACGAGGAGCUGGAGGCAGCGCUGCAGGAGCCGGGUGUGGAAGCGUGGCUCAAGGCGUUGGAGCUGGAAAUCCAUGAAGCCUAUACCUUGUUUAGCCUGCUGGAUGAUGAUCGAGAUGGAGAAGUGUCCUACGAGGAGUUCCUUCACAGCGCGCUUCGGCUGAAGGGAAACGCCAGGGCCAUCGACUCCAUCAUGAUCAUGCAUGAGCAGUAG
Symbiodinium pilosum is the source of this 1644-nucleotide messenger RNA. The record is from the annotation of a GenBank genome assembly. Lineage: Eukaryota; Dinophyceae; Suessiales; Symbiodiniaceae.